This is a messenger RNA of Trypanosoma cruzi, 2814 nucleotides long. RefSeq lists its product as uncharacterized. The record is from RefSeq and is a predicted model, not a curated record. Gene Ontology annotation, molecular function: peptidyl-prolyl cis-trans isomerase activity. Lineage: Eukaryota; Euglenozoa; Kinetoplastea; Trypanosomatida; Trypanosomatidae. The coding region runs from base 1 to 2814 and encodes 937 amino acids. Gene Ontology annotation, cellular component: catalytic step 2 spliceosome. The transcript has a single exon. Gene Ontology annotation, biological process: protein peptidyl-prolyl isomerization; protein folding.
AUGUCACAGCGAGAUAUCCACGACGACAGCGGCAGGGCGAUUGACAGGGAAUUAGAGGAGGAGGAGGAGGAAUACGAAGACGAGGACUUUUUGCCUUCGAUUCCCGAGGCGUUGCUGCACCCACCGCACAAUGACGUCAUAACGCCGACAAAAACAGAUGAGAGUUUGGAAGUGGAAAGGAAGAAGCGAUCUCGUUCCCCGAGAGAACACAGGGACGGUGGGGCAAGUUACGGUGCGUCAGACGGUGUUUACUCCGAUAACGGCGGUGACGAGAGGAGUGAAGAAGGUUUUAUGGAGUUGCUGAAUUUGGAGGGAUUUCCAAGCACUUCCCUAUACGAACGAAGCUACUGCCAUGGUCAUCUUCUGCACGACAUUGGUGUUGUACAAGAUGACAUUGGCUGUCUCAUUGCUACUGUAGACGCGGCUGGGACGCUGCGUGCUUGGCGAAAGCUUCCUCGUGGUGUAUUCUUUUUAGGGGACUUCCAGGGUCUUUUUUCACGGAAUUUGGCGGAGGGGGAUGCCAAUGACAUGGCGAGACACUUUAUCCUAAUCGACUCACUUACUUCCAGUCUUCUUGUGGUGCGCAUCAUGCCAUGUGUGGAGACGAAAGCUGGUAUCGUGACGGUUUCUGUUGAAGUCCGUCGGGUGAACUCCACUCUAAUGACUGUGGAAACACGUCUCUCUUUUAUUUUUAGCGUUACAUUGAGCAUAACGGCAGAGUCAUCAUCUUGGAAGGAUAGUGUUACUCCACGACCUUUUUUGUUACACCACGACCAACAACCGUUCAUUGUUUUUUUUACCGUGGAGAAGGAUGGUACAAGCAAAUCUGUGUUUUUGCCUUGUGUCGCGGAAAAGGCGCUAAUUUCUGGCGGCAUGGCGACUUUAUUGACUUCUGCACCAAUAAGCACAGCGAAUCGUGUGGUCUGCUGCCAGCAACAUCGAUCAAGCGGUCUGGUUGUAUUGGUUGAUGAGAAGGGCAUCAUUGACUACGCACGCAUUAUGGUUUCUCCUAGCGAUGACGGUCAGACUGUUGCUUUUCUUCAGGUUAUCUCAGGUGUUCCAACUCGUAACGCAGCUGACCCCAUGAUGCUGCGGAAGUGGAUCACCUUUGAGCGUCGGCAGAAGACUGGCUUUUUUACUUUGUUGAGAGAAGCAAUGAAUAUUUCCAAGACGGGGAGGUUAAUGACGCCGCUUCAUGUUGGGUUUUGUGCAACUGGAAAGUAUUUUGUAGUGUCAAGUGGCAUCCUGCGUGCGGGCCAUGUGUGCGUCUCUGUUCAUGUCUUUGAAUUUGCUAGCGGUAAAUUUCUUGCGCGCGGUGAAACAGAAGAAAAGGUGGCACCGGCUCUUGAUGGGGAAAAGGCUCUGCAGGCGGCAAUUCGACUAAUGCGUGGGGCCUUGUAUGGCGUCAUCAUGGAGGACGCUGUGCGCAAAUCCCCACGAGGUGAGGCAGGGGGCGUCUGGGUGUUUGUCCCAGAAAUUCUUUUAGGAGGGAAAUUGUUUAGAGGGCGCGUGUGUGGUCGACGCAUCUUUGUCUUCCGUGCCGCGCCUUCGCCCGCAAGAAGGAUGAUGACGGCAGACGGAGGUGAGGCUUCCAACCGUGUCACAGAGACUCCGUUCCACAUGGAACAAAUGUGGCGUCCCAUUGGAGACCUGGAAGAAACUGUUCGUGAAAUGGCACUUCCGACCUCAUCUUUCUUAUCGCCAGGUGCGGGGCUUGACCAACAUCUUGCUGCGCCCUUGGCAAUGAUACGGAUCACUGUUCCUGCUAGUCAAGCGCUCAAGAAUCUUGUGGCUCAGUCCCCUGUUGGUUCCACCCUCUUGCAGGAGGAUAUGAAAAGGCUUUUUUUUGUUCCAAGCAAUACGGCUUUGGAAACCGCAGUCAAUGAGCGUUUUUUUAAUGCCUCUGAUCCCACUUUUUGCACGACAUCGUUGGAGGGAACGGCCCUGUUACUGUACACAAAGUAUGAGACACAGUUGGGAGAGAGUGCUGCAUUCCAAUCAUUGAAAGGCGGUGCAACCGAUGCCACUGAUGCCGUUGGUGGAAGAACGGAGCAGACAUACCGAGAGAAGAUGUUAUACGAUUUACAUCAAAGGCGUGAUUUUGACUGUGGAGACCUUCUUCUUGUGGAGUCAUCCCCAAGAGGUGUGCUGCCACAUGAGGCAGUGAAGGCGGACGACGAGGAGACCAAAGAGAAUGAUUCAGUAGCUCACGAAAAACGUGAUGAACAUGAAAUUGACGGGGAUUUGGAGGAACAACGUGUACAGCAUAUAAUUACAGCAGCGACAGGACGGGCAAUAGAAUGGGAAAGUUCUGUUAUUCAUGUUUCUUUGUUUGUGGACGUCUUUGGGACGAUUAUUGUCCGUCUGUUGCCUAAUUUUGCCCCGAAGGCUGUGGUAAAUUUUGUUGGUUUGGCGCAAGAAGGCUUUUACAACGGAUUGACGUUUCAUCGUGUGGUGCCGGGUUUCAUGAUUCAAGGCGGGUGUCCAGUUGGGGACGGGAGUGGGGGGAAGAGUGUUUUUGGCGAAAGAUUUGAAGACGAGGGGAUGAACGCCAUGGAUUUCUUUUCGUACCCAAGUGUGUACUGGCUGUGCAUGGCGAAUUGCGGCCCCAACACGAACGAGUCGCAGUUCUUCAUCACCGUAGGCGAGGUGGCGCCGUGGUUGAAUGGCAAGCACACCGUUUUUGGAUUUGUCGUCUCAGGAAAGCCUGUGGUACGUGCGAUAGUACAGACAGCGAGGGACGAUGAUGACAAGCCAAUUGCCCCUGUGGUGAUUCGACGUGUGGUCGCCACAGAAAGAACGACGGAAAAGUAG